This is a messenger RNA of Fonsecaea multimorphosa CBS 102226, 2052 nucleotides long. RefSeq lists its product as uncharacterized. Gene Ontology annotation, molecular function: RNA polymerase II cis-regulatory region sequence-specific DNA binding; DNA-binding transcription factor activity, RNA polymerase II-specific. Gene Ontology annotation, cellular component: nucleus. The record is from RefSeq and is a predicted model, not a curated record. The coding region runs from base 1 to 2052 and encodes 683 amino acids. Gene Ontology annotation, biological process: regulation of transcription by RNA polymerase II. Lineage: Eukaryota; Fungi; Ascomycota; Eurotiomycetes; Chaetothyriales; Herpotrichiellaceae. The transcript has 2 exons.
AUGCCUCAGCAACCACGCCACAAUCUCCAUAGACGGGGUCAAUCUUUCGAUCUUCAACGAAGCCCCAUACGGAAGCAUCAACAAGGCAGCAUGGUAAGUAUGACUAACCUAGGACCAAUCCACGGACAACAGAUUUUGCGGGAAGCGCAGCAGCAACGAAUAGCAAGACCGGGCCAGCAGCAUCCAAAUAUGAACAUGGACUUACCCAUCUCCCCUGAGUGUGGUAUGUUCCCGGUGACCACUUCAAUCCCACAGUCACCCUACGACAACAUGAGAAUGAAUGCAAUCAUGCACCAGACCUCUCCAGGCAUGACCUUUUCGCAUUCCCAACAAUACUUCACCGACCUGAAUAUGCCAAUGCAGACCGGUGGUCCAACGGCACUCAUGGAUGAGAACAAUCUACAGUAUUUCCAUGAGUCUCAAGCACACCAGUUUCACCACAACGUCGGUAUGUCUUUUGACAAUCGGAGAAUGUCGCAACCAGAUCUGCGGGUUCAGACCCAGUUGCGACCUCAUACACCUUCAAAUCAAAUCCAGACUGCACAACUCCCUCUCACACCUCCCUUCAGUCAACAUAACCCAGCCGUUCAAUACUCGCGUUCAUUACAAGCAUCCCCAGCCCUCCAGUCACCCUACCCAGUGCCCAUGGCACGAGGCAAGUCUCUGCAGGGUAUAAUAGAGCACGAAGAACUGAGACCCGAGCCCAUGGGAACGCCGGUCAGACCUUUGUUUGAAAUGGCUGAAAUGCCGGUGCCCGAAGCUCGGAGACGAGCUCAGACUCCACCUAUGGCCCAGCAAACGGAGCCAACGAAGGUCAAGGCUGAAUCGACUCUAGGAGAAGAAGAUGACCUCGAGACUCAAGUUCCCAGCCUCGAAGACAUGGCUGUGCCGGUCCUUUCAAGCAAGAAGGCACCGGCUGGUAGCACUUCGCCAGGACGACCGGCACUUUCCCCUCGACGUAUGUCGAUCUCGGAUCUCAAUCUGGAGCCCGGCAUUGAAGCAUCGAUUGAGGAAACCAACAUCACGCUGGAUGAUAUUGCACAGUUCAUCGAAGGUCCAGAUCCAGUAGACAACAAAUGGGUCUGUAAGUAUGAGGAUUGCAACAAAAGAUUCGGCCGGAAAGAAAACAUCAAAUCACAUAUCCAAACCCACCUCGGUGAUCGUCAGUUCCGAUGUGACCAUUGCAAGAAAUGCUUCGUUCGAGGCCACGACCUCAAACGCCAUGCCAAGAUUCAUACCGGGACAAAACCAUAUCCCUGUCUCUGUGGGAACUCAUUCGCUCGACAUGACGCAUUGACCCGUCACCGCCAGAGAGGAAUGUGUAUUGGUGCGUUUGAUGGUGUCGUCAAAAAAGUGAUGAAACGUGGUAGGCCCAGGAAGCACCGACCGGAGAUGGAUGAACGUCUGGAGAAAGCCAAUCGAACUAGACAGAGGACCACUGAACAACUUCACGAUCCUUACACGUCUUCUGCAUCGAGCUGCUCCAUGUCAAGCUGGGGCUCACCACCAACGGAGACCAUGGACAAUCUGAGCAUCCGUGGAACGUCACCUUUCGAACCCAUGGCCCUGUUUGGUAUGCAACAGCCCAAUCUCCUGAACAUGGAUCAGAUGAUUGGCUUUCCUCCCGACACAUUCUCUUUCACACCACCACAUAGCCCAGGAUAUUCUACAGGCAACAAGCCCAGUCCUGUCUACCGCGAGCUGACACCAGCGGAGCUAGGCGAGAUUCCAGGCCUUCAGCAUAGUGACGCAUCACAAAUGCUGCCAGAUCUCCCGACCAUGGACAAUGGCUUGCCAAUGUUGGGUGCCGCCCUGAAUGUCUCAUCAGGACAGAGUUUGCCUAGUCUUUCACACUCGUGCUCAUCACCCGCCGCCGAUAUUGUGGCCUUUGAUUUCUCGGACCUGCCUACCGAUCCUACGUCAACGAUGCAUUCACCGCAGUUGCCCAUCAAGAUGGAGCAGCAGGAAAGGAAUGACUUCGACAACUUUCUCGACUAUGGCGGGAUGGAGAUGGGACUGGACCCAUCGGCUCAGGAUUUCUUCUCCCUUUGA